AUGCAUGAGAUGAAAAAAGAGAAAGAUGAGCAACAGUCUGGAUGGCCUGAGAACAAGGAAAUUAUUGUAGCCAUCAUAUUGAAACCAAGAAAUAUCUUAUUAAGUUGGGCUAUCGCGCCAGAAGAGCGAGAUUGGAAAUACAGACUAUCAAUCUAUUACGCAAAGCCACAAGAUUCUGGAACUUUCACCUGCGCGACGCCGAGGGGAAUAACUAACAGCGUAACACUACAUGUAGCAGCCAUCCACUGCGAACCAAUCUCUGUCUCUGGCAUGCACCUAAGUGUGAGAGUUGAAGGGACUAGGCUGGGACACAUGGCCAUUUUCCAGUGUCCUAUAGGAUUCUAUGUCUCAGGUGAAGCCAACCUUACAUGCCAAGCUUCAGGUAAAUAUUUUUCAUUACGUGUGUUUCUUCUCACUGUGGAUACUUCGCUAAGCAAAUGCUGGGCAGAAGAAAUGUCAUAA
Molecule: messenger RNA, 462 nt
Organism: Acanthoscelides obtectus
Lineage: Eukaryota; Metazoa; Arthropoda; Insecta; Coleoptera; Chrysomelidae
Source: the annotation of a GenBank genome assembly